Molecule: messenger RNA, 1476 nt
Organism: Aspergillus steynii IBT 23096
Lineage: Eukaryota; Fungi; Ascomycota; Eurotiomycetes; Eurotiales; Aspergillaceae
Product: FAD-binding oxidoreductase
Exons: 6
Coding region: 1-1476 (491 amino acids)
Molecular function (GO): FAD binding
Source: RefSeq, a predicted model, not a curated record
AUGGCCCGAUAUCUUGUUUCCCUUGCGUGCUUUGUUACUUCGAGUUACGCUUCUCUUUCCGGCCUUGGAAAGGAUAGUGACUCGUCUCGUCAGGAUACCUCUACAGCCUGUCGACAAGCAUGCUCUCAGCUUUCCUCGACUUUCGGGUCCGCAUUUCACUGGCGCAACGACAAUUUCACCAUCUGGGAUGCCAAACAACAAGAGGUUCACCCGACUUGCAGGGUUGAGCCAUCGUCGGCCCAAGAUGUCGCCAACAUACUCGGCACCCUUGUGGACCACUGGUGCUACUUUGCCACUCCAAACUCGAUCGGCGGAGUAACAAUAGAUCUCGACCGCCUGAGCAAUGUGGAAAUCCUCCCAGGCAGUAGCAGGGCGCGCGUGGGUGGCGGCGCGACUACCCUUCAGGUAUACGAAGCUCUGGAAACCCGGAAUCUGUCUUUCGUUGGCGGGCGAGUGGGCAGCGUUGGCGUGGGUGGUUUCAUACUUGGUGGAGGAACCUCGCCGUUUUCGAACAAGUAUGGGCUGUCCCUGGACAAUGUUUUCGAGUACGAGGUUGUUCUUGCGAAUGGAACCAUCACGACCGCAUCUGAAGCGCAUAAUCCUGACCUCUACUAUGCACUCCGCGGCGGCGGUAAUAACUUUGGCAUUGUCACGGCCUUUACCGUUCGAACCUUUCCUCAGGGCCCCGUCUUCACCAGCAUGACUACCUACGCUGCAAAUCAGUCAGAUCGAGUUCUCGACAACGUAUACGAAUUAUACACAGAUGAGCGUUAUACCAGUGACAUGGAUUUGGGAUACGAUUUAUAUUAUACUUAUCGCUCUCAGGGUAAUGAGUUCAUGCUAAGUGGCACACAGCGAUAUGCGAAACCAGUCCAGAACUCGGCUGUCUUUAAAGACAUCAAUCGCAUUCCCACACUUACUCGAAGCACGAAUAUAGCUCCCAUGAGCCAGGUGGUGGGCGGGACUGAGUCUUUGGGUACCACAAGGCACCUUUUCGCCACGCUCACUGUCGCACCAUCACGCUCUUUCUUAUCGCAGGGUCUUAGAAUCUUCCAAGAGGAGGUUGAAGCCAUCAGGACAGUUCCUGGCUUGGUUCCUAACUUCAUCUGCUACCCCAUCCAGAGAAACGCCAUUGCGGCUAUGAAACAGCGAGGCGGGAAUGCUCUGGGAAUCGACCGAGAGGGGCCUCUCUUCUUGAUCUUAAUUUCUACAGCAUGGUCAAACAGGACUGAUGAUGCUGCUGUUAAUCGGAUGACGGCAAAUACUAUUGAGAGACUGACUGUCGCAGCCAAUGACCUGGGUAUUGCGGAUCGGUAUAAGUAUAUCAAUUACGCUUCGGCGGCGCAGGCUAGCACGAUAUUUGCUGGUUAUGGUGAUGAGAAUCUACAGAGACUGAAGAAGAUUCAAAAAAGCAUGGAUCCUCAUGGAAUAUUUACGUCUGAAGGGUUAUGGCGCGGGUUCGUCAAGCUGCUAUGA